AUGGAGGACGAUUUAGCGUGUGAGUUAUUUCUUGAAGCUGAUAAGCUUUUGAAUGGUAGUAUUUACUUACAGAAGGCAAUUAACAAAUCCCAAGAAUACCGUGAAUAUUGCCCCAAUAAUAAACAAUGCUCAACUAGGGCUGAGAGUAUUGGUGCAUUGAGCGUGUAUUUAUUUACGAAUUUUUACAAUAAAGAAAGCGGUUAUUAUGAACAUUUUAUUAUGUGGUUAGCUCAUACUUUAUUUAAGAUAGCCAAAAAAAGAAACAAUGAAAAUGCCCAUAAUAUUACUUUAAGUUCGGCUUAUGACAAAUAUUUAGAUAAAUCUAUGGGUCAUCUUAGACAAUGGGAUAUUUUAAAUGAUGUAAGGGGUGCGAAAGAUCCUAAUCUUAGGUAUAUGAGCGAAUUGUAUACGUUACUUAAUCAUAUAUGUAAUACAAUUGCAUAUUAUAAAAAAAAUCAUGAAAGACCUGUGAAACUUCGUCAGCAUUCUGUAAAAUGUUUUAAUCAAUAUAGAAACCUUUAUGAGGUUUUUUCUGGAAAUGAUUCAUAUCUAUCUCUAUUGGAAAAAUUAAAAAAAAUAUAUGACGACUUUAGAACCGCUGCUAUUAAGAAUGAUAUUGGUAAAAAAAAUAAUAUAGAAAGUCGUCUUCUAGAACUUACAGAAAUUAAAAAAAAAGAAUCACAUUCUACGAACAAUUUUAAAAUAUUAGACUCCAAUGGUCCAGAGGAUCAAUUGGAAGAUGAGAAGGACCCCGAAAUUCCAAAGGAAAAGAGCACUCAAGAGGAGCAAACAUAUCAUAAAGCCGAAGGGAAGAAUAUUGUAGAACCCACCAAAUUACAAAAUACAGUGGAUCAAAGAUCAAUCCAAAGAGAGGAACCAUCAGUUUCAGGAGGUACAUUAAAAACUUCAGGAAAUGAAUCAGAAAAUAGUGGAAAAUCCCAAGGAGUGUCUAUAGAAGAAUCAACAAAAGAAAAUUUAAUACCGAAAGAUCAAACACUACAACAAGAACUACAUCCAAUACAACCAAAACUACAGCUAGAAUCACACAAUAAAGAGAAUGAGACACUACAGAAAGCACUAUCUGAAAUAAAACCACAACCACCACCAACAACAGUACCAUCACAACAGCCACAGCCACCACAUCAUCACCAAUCACCACAACAACCACAAAUACAUCAAGCGAUACAAGAAUCACUACAACCACAACAUACACCGAAAAAUGGAAUCGAUUCACAUUUUGUAUUAAAAAAUGACGAAUUUAACUCCAAUGAUUCAAAGGAUCAAUUGGAACAUGAGAAGCAACCCGAAAUUCCAAAGGAAAACAGCACUCAAGAGAUGGAAAAAUAUCAUAAAAUCGAAGGGAAUAAUAUUGUGCAACCCAUCAAACUCCAAAAUACAGUGGAUCAAAUACCAAACCCAAGAGAUAAACCAUCAGUUUCAGAAGGUGCAUCAAAAAUUUCAAGAAAUGAACAAGAAAGUAAUGGAAAAUUCCAAGGAAUGUUUAUAGAACCAACAAAAGAAAAUUUAUCACCUAAAUCGAAAGAUCAAACACUACCUCAAGAACUACCUUCAAUAAUACCACAGCCAGAACAAAAACCAGAUUCGCAACCGGGACCAGAACCACAACCAGAACCACAGCCAAAGCCAGAGCCAGAGCCAGAAUCACAACAUAUAGACAAUGGGGCCCAACCUGCAUCUACACAAGAAAAAUCAUUGACGAGCUAUGAAACGAUAAAAAAAAUCACAGAAACGGAAUUUUUAUAUGAUUUCUAUAAACUACAUUUUUCAUCUUUUUAUAAAAACCUUACUAAGUAUGGAAAUCGUUUAUAUGAAAGUACAUCGACUAGCUUAACAAAAGGUUAUUCUGCAUUUAAUAAUUUUGCUAAUGAUUUAAUUACUCAACCAAAUAAAAUAAAUGUUACAUCUCAAUCAGUUGACAAUAGCAUUCAAACAAAAGAUUCGGGAAGUGAUUCGUCUCCCCCUGAUGAUACAUCAGAAAUGCUCUUGCCUUCAUCAACACAAUCUAUUGACAAAAAAAUUGAAGGUGAAAAACACGAAAUAAAUCCUAAAGAUGGAAGCCAAAAAAUAGAUUCUGAAGGUCAAGGUCAAGUAAUUGAAGGUGAAAGUAAAGGGCAAAUAAGUGAAACUGAAGGUGGAACCCAAGAAGCAAAUCCUGAAGAUGGAAUCCACGAAACAAGUCCUAAAGAUGAAAGCCACGAAACAAAUCUUGAAGGUGAAACCCAAGAAAAAGAACUUGAAGAUAAAGGGAAAAUAAGUGAAAAUGGAAGUAAAGACGAAAUAAUUGAAGCUGAAGAAUCAAUACCAAUUUCAACUCCUAACGAGCCAUCAGGCGAUUCAAUCAAUAUAACACUUUAUCGAGAAAUUGAACAACUUCCUUCUGGAAUCAAGGUACAAAAUGGCAUAUUUGAAAAAGGAUUUCCAGGAAAUUUAUUUAAAGAAAGCAAAUUUAUUUUAUAUCCAUUUAUAGUUAUUGCAAUACUCGUUAUGUUAGCAGUUAUAUAUAAGUGUUUAGGAUUUGGGCGGAGAAAAAAGGAGAAAAAAAAAAAAAAAAUGAAAAAGGUCAGAAAAUUGUGUGAUGAAAAUAAUACCGAAAAGUUGAAAUGCAUUCAUCGAAAAUAA
Molecule: messenger RNA, 2640 nt
Organism: Plasmodium yoelii
Lineage: Eukaryota; Apicomplexa; Aconoidasida; Haemosporida; Plasmodiidae
Product: PIR protein
Exons: 3
Coding region: 1-2640 (879 amino acids)
Source: RefSeq, a predicted model, not a curated record